UUUAAGGAGACAAGCCCAAGUCUGCUCUGUUAGGCCGUAGUACUAACUAGCGUAGCUGAAGCUGACCGGUAUCGGCAGCUGAAGGAAACGAACUACCAGACUCGGCGCUGCGGUUCCAUUGGGAGAAAAAAUAAAAACGAAUAAAGAUGGCGGGAGUAUCAGAGGUACAAAGGAGAUCUGGAGGAAGGCCAUUGGGCCCUCCUCCUAGAGGUCUUCCUCCUGUUCAGCCUGUUGAUCGUGAAAAGACGUGUCCUUUGUUGCUUCGCGUUUUUACUAAGAUAGGGAGUCAUCAUUCCAAGGAAGAUUUUGCCGUGAGAGGCAAGGAGCCCAAGGAUGAGGUCCAAAUCUACACAUGGAAGGAUGCUACUCUUCGAGAGUUAACUGAUCUGGUCAAAGAGGUGGCUCCAGCAGCAAGGAGAAGAGAUGCUAGACUUUCAUUUGCUUUUGUAUAUCCUGACAAAAAUGGACGUUUCGUGGUGCGAGAGGUGGGAAAGACAUAUUCCAAUAGAAGUGGAAAAUUAGAUGAUGGCAAAGCAUUGGCUGAGCUUGGCUUCCAGAUUGGAGAUUACUUGGAUGUUGCAAUUCUGUAGAGAAGAUUUCGCUGCGGUUUCAAAAGGGUGCAUCAUCAGGUUGAUUUGGGAUCAUUGAUUUAUGCUUGAGAUGCAAGGGGUGAUCAGAAAGAUGCUAACAUGUUGCAGUUGCCAAAGUACUUAAAAAUUUUAGAAAUUGCUGAGCCAUGGCAAACAAUCACAAUGUUACAAGUAAACAGACGCUAGAGUAAUUAUCCCAUGCAGCUUGAACUUUGUUAAGAGUUUUUUGAAGCCACUGCUGUGAGGCUUCAGGGGAAUGAACUGUACUAAUUGUAUGUGCAUCAAUGGAAUUUUAGUAUGGCCUUGCUUUUUC
Molecule: messenger RNA, 903 nt
Organism: Ricinus communis (castor bean)
Lineage: Eukaryota; Viridiplantae; Streptophyta; Magnoliopsida; Malpighiales; Euphorbiaceae
Product: histone deacetylase complex subunit SAP18
Exons: 6
Coding region: 147-590 (147 amino acids)
Biological process (GO): negative regulation of DNA-templated transcription
Cellular component (GO): nucleus
Molecular function (GO): transcription factor binding; transcription corepressor activity
Source: RefSeq, a predicted model, not a curated record